AUGUCGUCAAGUGAAUAUACCGCUCUUGUUGCGGAACUCAAUAAGACUAAAAAAAGUGUCUUGAAAGCUCUUCACGAGAGGGCUUCUGAAAAUCCAAUACUACAACAGCUUGUGAAAAACAAUGUGAAAUCUAGUCGGAAAGUUCUCCAAAUAGGUAAAGGAAUAGAAGAUGUGAAUUUUCUGCGAUGGGAAUUGGUUGCUUGCCUCAUCUGCGCCUGGAUUUUGAUUUACUUUGCUAUAUGGAAAAGUAUUAAAUCAUCAGCUAAAGUUCGAUAUUUCACUUCAACAUUUCCAUUCGUAAUCAUUGUCAUUUUACUGAUAAAAUCUUUAACGCUGGAAGGAGCUGAUUUGGGAAUGCGUUAUUUCUUCAAACCGAAAUUUGAGUUACUUCUAGAUGCCAAGGUGUGGGUAAAUGCUGCUAGCCAGACAUUCAACUCUAUGGGUUGUGCAUUCGGAUCGAUGAUAUGUUUUGCAAGUUACAAUAAGUACAACAACACCAUUUUGCACGACACCAUAGCAGUGUGGCUAGUCAAUGGGAUAACAAGUUUGAUCGUUGGCAUAUUCGCCUUUGCUACUAUAGGAAACAUAGCAACGGAACAGGGUACCUCAAUUGAAGAUGUGAUUGAUGAUGGUCCUGGAUUGAUUUUCGUGGUCUACCCACAAGCAAUGGCCAAAAUGCCGGCCUCUCAACUUUGGGCUGUUAUAUUUUUCUUUAUGUUAAUAUGCCUCUCUUUGAACAGCCAAUUCGCAAUAAUCGAAGUUGUGGUAACAGCAAUUCAAGAUGGGUUUUCUGGAUGGAUAAAGAAGAAUUUAAUGUGCCAUGAAAUUCUCGUUCUGAUCAUAUGCGUUGUUUCUCUUAUUUGCGGACUUCCUAAUGUAACAGAGGUGAGAAAAAAGAUAUAAAAUAGAGUAUUUCGA
Leptinotarsa decemlineata (Colorado potato beetle) is the source of this 918-nucleotide messenger RNA. RefSeq names its product sodium- and chloride-dependent GABA transporter ine-like. Lineage: Eukaryota; Metazoa; Arthropoda; Insecta; Coleoptera; Chrysomelidae. Gene Ontology annotation, molecular function: amino acid:sodium symporter activity. Gene Ontology annotation, biological process: nitrogen compound transport; sodium ion transmembrane transport; amino acid import across plasma membrane. The record is from RefSeq and is a predicted model, not a curated record. Gene Ontology annotation, cellular component: plasma membrane.